Cyprinus carpio (common carp) is the source of this 643-nucleotide messenger RNA. RefSeq names its product LSM6 homolog, U6 small nuclear RNA and mRNA degradation associated (gene lsm6). NCBI's taxonomy places the organism in Eukaryota, Metazoa, Chordata, Actinopteri, Cypriniformes, Cyprinidae. Gene Ontology annotation, biological process: mRNA splicing, via spliceosome; maturation of SSU-rRNA. Gene Ontology annotation, molecular function: RNA binding. The record is from RefSeq and is a predicted model, not a curated record. Gene Ontology annotation, cellular component: nucleolus; U6 snRNP; P-body.
UGGCGUUAGCGGAGGGUUAAAUAAAUUACAUUACUGUGCCGUGCGACAUGUAUAACGAGUGUAUUGUGUCCUACACUGGGUUGUAAUGCUAACAGGCUAAGCUAGCCGCUCAUGCUAAACGCACAGCGUUUUUAAAACAUAGAUCGACGGUUUCAUUAAAAAGAAUGGGUUUAGUAUAUAGUUAGUGAAUGAUAAACUAAUCUCACGGCGUUCUUCUCUCUAUUGUUAAAAAUGAGUCUCCGGAAGCAGACACCAAGUGAUUUCCUGAAGCAGAUCAUUGGGAGACCAGUGGUGGUGAAGCUGAACUCUGGUGUGGAUUACAGAGGAGUCCUGGCUUGCCUUGACGGCUACAUGAAUAUCGCCGUGGAACAGACAGAGGAAUAUGUCAAUGGCCAGCUGAAGAACAAGUAUGGAGACGCAUUUCUCAGAGGAAACAAUGUGUUAUACAUCAGCACCCAGAAGAGGAAGAUGUGAAGCCAUUUUACUAGUUUCUUUAUUAAUUAUUACACAGGUAUAUUGUUUACUGUCGAUAUUCGUAAUCAUUUGUAAGCCGACGAUAAUGUUCGAUAAGUUUGUUUCAUGUUUUGUAACGAAAAAUUUGGUGUUCUGCAGAGUGAUGCAGUAAAUUUGUUUUUCAACAAUA